Odocoileus virginianus texanus is the source of this 809-nucleotide messenger RNA. The record is from RefSeq and is a predicted model, not a curated record. Lineage: Eukaryota; Metazoa; Chordata; Mammalia; Artiodactyla; Cervidae.
GCCCCUCAGCUCACGGUCCGGGGUGUGGGGAGGGGCUCUCUGCUCAUCACCCCCGUCCUCCCCCAGGAAUGCACAGGAAACCCUCCCUCUCCGCCCGCCCGGGGGCCUCAGUGCCCCAGGGAGAGAACGUGACCCUGCAGUGUCGCUCUGAGGUCCGCUCAGACACCUUCUAUCUGUCCAAGGAGGGGUCGCCCGCUCCUCCCCAGCACCUGCGUCUGCAGGACACGGCUCCGCCCGUCCAGGCCAACUUCACCCUGAGAGCUGUGACCUCGGCCCACGGUGGGACCUACAGGUGCUACGGCUCACAUAGCACCGCCCCCCACCUGCUGUCGCUGCCCAGUGACCCCCUGGAGCUCCUGGUCUCAGGAGGCUCCGGGAAUCAGCUCCUCCCUGCCUUGGAAUCAGGCCCGGGCCUCACCUGGUACCUGAGUGUCCUCAUCGGGGUCUCGGUGACCUUCGUUCUGCUGCUCCUGGUCCUCCUCUUCCUCUUCCUCCGACACCGGGGUCAGGACAGACGCAGGACGUCAGCAGCCGCAGCAUCAGUGCUUGAGGACAGAGGCCGGCAGAAGAGCUCCAGCCCCGCUGCUGACGCCCCGGAGGAGAGCUUGUACUGUGCCGUCACGGAAGACGCGUGGCCGGAGCACAGCAGAGCGCGGGCCAGCCAGGCUGCCACACUUGAAGCCCCCCAGGAUGUGACCUAUGCCCAACUGGACCACUCAAUCAGACAGGGGGAAACCGCGCCCUCCAACCAGCAGCCAGGGGAGUGCCCAGCAGAGCCCAGUGUGUACGCCACUCUCGCCUUGCACUAG